GUCACUGUCCCCCAAUGCAUUGUGGGAAGGGAAGCAGAGCUGGCACGGCCGCUGAUGGCUGACAGAUACAUUUAGUUAAUAUAUUUCGACUUACCCCUGCGUCUGAGGGAAAGGAGGGGGAGAAAAGUGGCAGCCAGGCGGACUCGUCGCAGCUGGUGUCAGCGGGCUCUGCAGAGCGGGAACGUAUGCGGGUGUCACCGCGGCUGUCUCGAAGCGGAGGAGGGGGAUCCUGUGUCAAUGGACCGCGGCGUCGUUAGUUUCUACGCCAGGGGAGGCGAGUAAAAGCAGCUACGGAUUAUUCCUUCCCCCCGCCCCUGGCGGUGAACGGGUGGGGGGCGACCGCGCUCCGACGCCGCUCGUUUGAACGUCAACGGUUCCUCAAGGGUUUGCGUCAAAGGCGCCGUCAAAGAUGUCGACCAGCAGCCCCGAAGCGGUGAAGAAAUUGCUGGAGAACAUGCAGACGGACCUGCGGUCUCUCUCCAUGGAGUGCAAGAAGAAAUUCCCUCCCGUCAAAGAGGCUGCAGAGUCGGGCAUCGUGAAAAUUAAAACCAUAGCAGCCAGGAACACAGACAUACUGGCAGCUCUGAAGGAGAACAGCUCAGAGGUGGUGCAACCCUUUCUGAUGGGCUGCGGCACCAAGGAGCCGAAGAUCACCCAGCUGUGUCUGGCUGCCAUUCAGAGACUCAUGUCUCAUGAGGUAGUGUCUGAGGCUGCAGCGGGGAACAUUAUCAACAUGUUGUGGCAGCUGAUGGAGAACGGCCUGGAGGAGCUGAAGCUGCUACAGACUGUCCUGGUCCUGCUAACCACCAACACUGUGGUUCAUGAUGAAGUGCUUUCCAAGGCCAUCGUGUUGUGCUUUCGUCUCCACUUCACCAAGGACAACAUCACCAACAACACAGCGGCGGCCACCGUCCGACAGGUCGUCACCGUCGUCUUCGAGAGGAUGGUGGCGGAAGACGAGCGAUUUAAAGGCAUUGUGGAGCAGCCCCCUCCUGUCCAAGGAAACACAAACCGGCGGUCUGUUAGUACGCUGAGACCCAGUGCCAAGGACGCGUACAUGCUGUUUCAGGACCUGUGCCAGUUGGUGAACGCCGACGCCCCCUACUGGCUAGUGGGCAUGACGGAAAUGACCCGCACGUUUGGCCUGGAGCUGCUGGAGUCGGUCCUGAACGACUUCCCUGGCGUAUUCCUACAGCACCAGGAGUUCAGCUUCCUGCUGAAGGAAAGAGUGUGCCCUCUUGUCAUCAAGCUCUUCUCGCCCAACAUAAAGUUCAGGCAGGGCACCAGCAGCACCACGCCACCAGCGCCUGUGGAGAAACCCUAUUUUCCUAUUUGCAUGAGGCUCCUGCGAGUGGUUUCGGUCCUCAUUAAACACUUCUACAGCUUACUGGUGACUGAAUGUGAGAUCUUCUUGUCUCUGCUGGUGAAGUUCCUUGAUGGGGAAAAGCCUCAGUGGCUCAGAGCGGUGGCUGUGGAAUCGGUCCAUAGGCUGUGUGUGCAGCCACAUUUAUUAUGUUCUUUCUGUCAGUCCUACGACAUGAAGCAGCACUCCACCAAGGUGUUCAGAGACAUCGUUAACGCCCUGGGAUCCUUCAUCCAGUCCCUCUUCAUCGUCCCAAACGGCGGCAGCACGGCGGCUGUCAGCGCUCCUGCUGGGGGUUCAGGUUCAGGGGCUCAGGGCACAGCUCCGGGCGGCCCGGGCACCGGAGGGGGCAGCGGCACCCUGACCACACAGGCCGCGUUUGAAUACCGAGGGACCUGGAUCCCCCUGAUGACAGUCAGCGUCCAGGGCAGCGCCAAGGCUACCUACUUAGAGAUGCUGGACAAGGUUGAGCCUCCGUCCAUCCCAGAGGGCUACGCCAUGUCGGUGGCCUUCAGCGCCUUGCUGGACCUGGUGAGGGGCAUCACCUCCAUGAUCGAAAGAGAGCUGACGGCGGAGGAGGAGAGAGCUGCAGAAUUCAGGGAGACGCACCCUGAGCAAGAAUGGAAGCCAGAGCCAGGGGCCCACUUGGUUUGGGAGGAGAUGGUCAACGCCAGCUGGUGUGGUCUCCUGGCGGCCCUGUCUCUGCUGCUAGAUGCCAGCACGGACGAGGCGGCGACAGAAAACAUCCUAAAAGCAGAAAUGACCAUGGCGUCGCUGUGCGGCCGCCUGGGUCUGGUGACGCCUCGGGACGCUUUCAUCACGGCCAUCUGCAAGGCCUCGCUGCCGCCGCACUACGCUCUGACCGUCCUCAGUAGCAACAGCUCCAACCUCUCUAGCAAAGCUUUCUCCAUCCAGGGCCAGAGCGUGCAGAUCAUCAGCCCCUCCAGCGAGUCUCAUCAGCAGGUGGUGGCUGUCGGGCAGCCCCUCGCCGCCCAGCCACAGGGCACCGUGGUGCUGACUGCCAAAAACAUCCAGUGCAUGAGAACCCUGCUGAACCUGGCUCACUGCCACGGGGCCGUGCUGGGGACGUCCUGGCAGCUGGUCCUGGCUACACUCCAGCAUUUGGUUUGGAUCCUGGGACUAAAACCAGCAGUGGGUGGUGCCCUGAAACCUGGACGAGCAGUGGAGGGACCUAGUACGGUGCUGACGACAGCGGUCAUGACAGAUCUGCCCGUCAUCUCCAACAUCCUGUCCAGACUAUUCGAAAGCUCCCAGUACCUGGAUGACGUGUCUUUGCAUCACUUGAUCAAUGCGCUCUGUUCCCUCUCUCUGGAGGCCAUGGAAAUGGCUUAUGGAAACAACAAGGAACCGUCUCUGUUUGCUGUUGCAAAGCUGCUGGAAACUGGUCUGGUCAACAUGGACCGCAUAGAGAUCCUGUGGAGACCCCUGACAGGACACCUGUUGGAGAAGGUCUGCCAGCACCCAAACUCCAGGAUGAGAGAGUGGGGGGCUGAGGCGCUGACGGCCCUAAUCAAAGCUGGGCUCGCCUAUAAACACGACCCUCCGCUGGCCCAAAAUCAGCGGCUGCAGCUGCUGCUGCUGAACCCCCUGAAGGAGUUGUCCAACGUGUUGCAUGCCGACAUUCGGCAAAAGCAGCUGGAGUGCGUCCUUCAGAUCCUGCAGAGUCAGGGCGACAGCCUGGGGCCCGGCUGGCCCCUCGUCUUGGGCGUUAUCGGAGCCAUCCGCAACGAUCAGGGCGAGUCGUUGAUCCGGACAGCCUUCCAGUGCCUGCAGUUGGUGGUGACCGACUUCCUCCCCACGAUGCCUUGCACGUGCCUCCAGAUUGUGGUGGAUGUAGCCGGCAGCUUUGGCCUUCAGAACCAGGAGCUCAACAUCAGCCUGACCUCCAUCGGCCUGCUGUGGAACAUUUCCGACUACUUCUUCCAAAGAGGCGAGGCCAUCACCCAGGAGCUGGAGAGGGAGGAGGAAGCGCUACAGAAGCAGGCCCAGGAGAAAGGAGAGGCCCUGAACAGGCCCUUCCACCCCGCCCCUCCCUUCGACUGCCUGUGGUUGUGUUUGUACGCCAAGCUGGGCGAGCUGUGCGUGGACCCGCGACCGGCCGUGCGGAAAAGCGGAGGGCAGACGUUGUUCUCCACCAUCGCUGCCCACGGGACCCUGCUGCAGCAGCCGACGUGGCACAUCGUGGUCUGGAAGGUGCUGUUCCAGCUGCUGGACUGCGUGAGGACGUCGUCCACCACGGCGGACAAGGAGAAGAUCGAGUCCGGCGGCGGCAACAUCCUCAUCCACCACUCGCGGGACACUGCGGAAAAACAGUGGGCCGAGACGUGGGUGCUGACGCUGGCCGGGGUGGCCCGCAUCUUCAACACCAGGCGGUACCUCCUGCAGCAGUUGGGAGAUUUCUUCGAGGCCUGGGAGGUGCUGCUGAAUCACAUCCAGUCUGCCGCUCUCAGCAAAAACAACGAGGUCUCCCUGGCCGCUCUCAAGAGCUUCCAGGAAAUCCUGCAGAUCGUCACGCCCGUCAGGGACUCGGACCGAGCGGCGGACGCGCUCGCCGCCAUGGGCGUCCCGCCCGUCCUCAUCGACCCGCUCUCCGCCUCCGGUCCAGGCAGACCCCUGGUGCGCUCGGAUUCGCUGGUGGAACGGCUGACCAGGUACAACGGGGCCGAGCUGCAGGCGCCGCCGCCGGGCGAGGAGUCGGCGCUGGAGGACUCGGCGUUGUGGUGGUCGGCGUGGAACACGUGGUAUCGGACCGGGACGGAGAGCACGCGGCCCCCCGGCGGGCCGGCGGAGAAGCUCGCCUUCAUCCCCAGCCAGCCGUUCCUCACGGCUCUGGUGCAGAUUUUCCCAGCGCUCUACCAGCACAUCAAAGCUAACUUCAGCAUGGACGACCUGAAAAAGCUGGGAGUCAUCCUGUACGGGGCCGUGUCCGUGCCCAUAAGCAGCGACGCCUCGCCCUUCAUCCUGCCUUCCUACACAGAGGCCACGCUCACCAGUUUGCAGGAAGCCGUGCUGACCGCGCUGGACGUGCUGCAGAAGGCCAUCUGUGUGGGCCCCGAGAACCUGCAGAUCAUGUACCCGGCCAUCUUUGAGCAGCUGCUACUUUUUGUGGAGUUCUCCUGCAAGCCUCCUCAGUACGGCCGGGUGGAAACCAAACACGUGGCCAAUGCUAAAUACAACCAGAUCCAGCUGUUUGCACCGGCGGAAUGGGUUGCCUUAAACUACGUGCCCUUCGCUGAGCGCUCCUUGGAGGUGAUGGUGGACCUUUACCAUAAAACGGCGUGCCACAAAGCUGUCAUCACUGAGAAGGUUCUGCAGAAUAUCAUCAAGACUCUGAGAAUGCCCCUGGGCCUGAAGUACGCCUGUCCGUCAGAGAGCACCUGGAAGCUGGCGGUGUCGUCUCUGCUGAAGGUGCUGUCCAUCGGGUUGCCCGUCGCACGCCAGCAUGCCUCCUCCGGGAAGUUCGACACUAUGUGGCCCGAGUUGGCCAACGCCUUUGAAGACUUUCUGUUCACCAAAAGCACUCCACCUGAUAAUCUGUCUAUUCAGGAGUUUCAGCAGAAUGAAUCUAUCGACGUUGAGGUGGUCCAGUUGAUCAGCACAGAGAUUUUACCGUUUGCCAAUUUCAUCCCCAAAGACUUCGUUGCUCAGAUCAUGACUAUGCUCAACAAGGGCUCCAUUCACUCCCAAGCUCCUUCGUUCACAGAGGCCGAGAUAGACGUGCGAAUGCGCGAAGAGUUUUCAAAGGUGUGCUUUGAGACCUUGCUGCAGUUUUCCUUCAGCAACAAGGUGUCCACCCCUCAGGAGGGCUACAUUUCUCGGAUGGCGCUCUCCGUGCUCCUCAAGAGGGCCCAGGACGUCCUGCGACGCUACGUGGAGGACGAGCGGUUGAGCGGACGCUGUCCGUUGCCGAGGCAACAAGUGACGGAGAUUAUCUUUGUCUUGAAAGCUAUAAGCACUUUGAUGGACUCACUAAAAAAGACCCAGCCAGAAAACGUGGACGGCAACACGUGGGCUCAGGUGAUCGCUCUGUACCCCACGCUGGUAGAGUGCAUCACCUGCUCUUCGUCAGAGGUGAGCGCAGCCCUGAAGGAGGCCCUGGGGCCCUUUAAAGACUUUAUGCAGCCACCCGUCUCCAAAGUCCAGAACGGAGAGUCCUGACCGGACUUCCUCCACGCUCCCUGUUUUUAUAAUAAUGAAGAAAUCUUGAAUCUGGAUUCCUAUCCCGGGUGCUUCAUAAGUGCUUGGACAUGAACUCCAUUGACGACGACACGAAGAAAGGCCGGCUCAGACCCCACACGGAUGACUCCAGAGUUAAUACGCAUCGUUGUGUGCUUUUCACAUGAGCUAAUGACACUUAAACCGCCGCCUCCAUUCUCAUACAGGCUGGCCGCAGUCGCCUGUUAACUACAAAAAUAAAAAAGAGAAGUUGCAGUGUUGCCCUUGGGUUUUGUUGGUUUUAUUCAUCUGAAUAGUGACGUACUGUGUGGAGGUAGCUUUGAUUGUGUUUAUUACGGGAGAAAAGGCAAAAGCUGAUCUGAGAAAGGAAGAAAAAAAAAACAGAUUUUUGUUUUCCACCAUUUCCAGCAGUGACGUUCUUUCAAACCUUUAUGCAAAAAAGAAAAGAAAAAAAAACAACAAUCUUUAACAUUCCACGUCAUCUUCAGCCCUCCAUCUGAAAAGGGAUGUACAUGUCUGUGUAAAAUAAACGGGACAUUUCUUCAA
Fundulus heteroclitus (mummichog) is the source of this 6106-nucleotide messenger RNA. It is a transcript of the gene mon2, whose product is annotated as MON2 homolog, regulator of endosome-to-Golgi trafficking. The transcript is spliced from 36 exons. Lineage: Eukaryota; Metazoa; Chordata; Actinopteri; Cyprinodontiformes; Fundulidae. Bases 410 to 5542 code for a protein of 1710 amino acids. The record is from RefSeq and is a predicted model, not a curated record.